Molecule: messenger RNA, 121 nt
Organism: Racocetra persica
Lineage: Eukaryota; Fungi; Glomeromycota; Glomeromycetes; Diversisporales; Gigasporaceae
Source: the annotation of a GenBank genome assembly
UCCGGUGAAUAUCUUCUUAGAGAGACAUUGGUCAAAUGGAUUAUAAAAGAUUGCCUUCUAUUUACUACUGUUGAGUCAGAAAGUUUUCAUAAAUUAUUUGAAGUAAUUAGAAAAUUAGAAG